GUCGGACAGUGAACUUGUCCUCAACUUCGAGGGGCAGGCAGCUUCGUCGAGCUAACCUCGCGCCUUCCGGCCACGUCUGUCGACCCGAUUCAACUUGACAGCCACUAGCACCUGCUGCGUCCCACUGGAGCAGGAACCCGCAACAUUUCCCAAGCAGCCGGCAAUAGGUGUCCCAUCAAUCUUACAGCAAGUGCUCGGCAAAACAGCAAGCCAGCCUCAGGGCCAUACUUCCCAGAUCAUCAUGGCCGCCAUGGACUACGAGGCGCUCAAGGAGCAGUGGAGCGACGUCGAAGAGCGCGAUGGCGUGCGUCUCAGCUGGAACGUCUUCCCCAGCUCCCGGAUGGAGGCUUCUCGACUCGUGGUUCCGAUCGGUGCCUUGUAUACCCCGUUGAAGGAGAAGCCAGAGUCGCCGCUCCUGCAGUUCGAGCCAGUGACCUGCAAGCAACCAUGUCGCUCGGUCCUGAACCCAUUCUGCCAAGUUGAUCUCAGGGCGCGCCUCUGGAUCUGCCCGUUCUGCUUGUCGCGAAAUGCCCUCCCACCACACUACAAGGACAUCUCGGCCAACGCCAUCCCACCCGAGCUCCACCCCCAGAAUACCACGAUCGAGUACAGGCUGUCUCGCCCCGCGCCAAGCCCGCCGAUUUUCCUAUAUGUCGUCGACACGUGCCAGGAGGAGGACAGCUUGGCCGCCCUGAAGGAGUCCCUGAUCAUGAGCUUGAGCCUGCUGCCAGAGAACGCACUGGUCGGCCUUAUCACCUUCGGCACCAUGGCUCAGGUCCACGAGAUUGGUUACACCGAAUGCGCCAAGUCCUACGUCUUCCGCGGCAGCAAGGAAUACUCUGCCAAGCAGGUCCAGGAGAUGCUCGGACUGUCACAGCCUGCCCUGCGACCCGGCAUGCAGCCUCAGCCUGGACGGCCUAUGCCCAUGGGACCGGCCGCCCGAUUCCUCCUGCCCGUGUCGCAAUGCGAAUUCAACCUCACCAAGGCCAUCGAGCAGCUGCAGAAGGACCCAUGGCCCGUCGCGAAUGACCGCAGGAACCUGCGUUGCACCGGCGUUGCGCUGAGCGUGGCUGUCGGUCUCCUCGAGACCUCAUUCCAGAAUGCAGGUGGGCGCGUCAUGCUGUUUGCCGGUGGAGCAGCGACGGAGGGCCCUGGCCUGGUGGUGGGACCCGAGCUGAGAGAGCCCAUUCGUUCCCACCACGACAUUGACCGUGACAACAUCAAGUACUACAAGAAGGCGCUCAAGUUCUACGAUAACCUGGCCAAGCGAACCGCCCACAAUGGCCACAUUAUCGACAUCUUUGCUGGGUGUCUGGACCAGGUCGGCCUCCUCGAAAUGAAGGGUCUUUGCAACUCUACGGGUGGCCACAUGAUCUUGACUGACAGUUUCACGUCCUCUAUGUUCAAGCAAUCAUUUGUGCGAGUAUUCGACAAGGAUGACGACGACAACCUCACGAUGGGCUUCAACGGUGUUCUCGAGGUGCUGACAACCAAGGAGCUCAAGGUCACGGGUCUGAUCGGCCAUGCGGUAUCCCUGAACAAGAAGUCCACCUCGGUCGGCGAGACAGAAUGCGGUAUCGGAAACACUUGCUCGUGGAAGAUGUGCGGAAUCGACCCUAACGCCAGUUACGGUAUCUACUUUGAGAUUGCUGGUCAGGGAGGCCCGGCGGCUCAUCAACAGACCCCUCAGAAGGGAAUGAUGCAGUUCUUGACCUACUACCAGCACUCUUCCGGCCAGUUCCACCUGCGGGUGACGACAGUCGCAAGGAACAUGAGUGGGCCAGCUGGUGACCCAGCGAUUGCGCAGUCUUUCGAUCAGGAGGCCGCGGCGGUGCUCAUGUCCAGGAUUGCUGUGUUCAAGGCUGAGGUGGACGAUGGCCCUGAUGUCCUGCGCUGGGUCGAUCGCAUGCUCAUCCGACUCUGCUCGAGAUUCGCAGACUACAGGAAGGACGACCCAUCAUCUUUCCGACUCGAAAAGAACUUCACUCUCUAUCCACAGUUUAUGUUCCAUCUUAGGAGAAGUCAAUUCCUCCAGGUCUUCAACAAUUCCCCAGACGAGACCGCCUUCUACCGACAUGUGCUCAACCACGAGGAUGUCAGCAACUCGCUCAUUAUGAUCCAGCCAACACUGGAUUCGUACACGUUCGACCAGGAUGAGGGCCAGCCCGUCCUGCUGGACUCUACCUCCAUACAACCCCAGCACAUCCUCCUGCUUGACACCUUCUUCCACAUCCUCAUCUUCCACGGCGAGACCAUCGCCGAGUGGAGGAAAGCCGGUUACCAGGAGCAAGAGGGCUACGAGAACUUCGCGGCACUGUUGGAGAAGCCUAAGGAGGACGCAAGGGACCUGAUCACCGACCGGUUCCCUCUUCCCCGUUUCAUCGUCUGUGACGCGGGCGGCUCGCAGGCCCGUUUCCUGCUCUCCAAGCUGAACCCCUCCACCACGCACACCACAGGGGCGUACGGUGGCGUCGGGGCCCAGACUGCACAGACCAUCUUCACUGACGACGUUUCUCUGCAAACAUUCAUGGACCACCUCAUGAAGCUCGCUGUCAGCGGUACUAAUUAGGAAUGGGAGACGAGGGUAAGAGGGUUCCGCCGGUGACCCUGUUUGUCUUCUGGUGGGGAAAGACUGAAGCGAUGGUGUUUUGAGAAAGAUAGCCCAAGCAAAAUUUAUACACAAGUUUAAGUACAUCAUCUUGGUGGCACAGCCUACGUCUUGUGGGAGGUGCUCUUUUCCGGCUUAUGCUCAAGUUUGAGAAGAGAAGGGUGGUCCGCAGAGCGCGACACGUGAUAGACAGCUUUCAACCGCUGGCGUAACUCAUGCAAGAGGGUCAAGUAUGCAUUGGAGCCAUAGUGCCUGUGAAGAAGAAAUGAGAAGAAUUCCAUUAUGUAUUCAGCAAGAUCGCC
Molecule: messenger RNA, 2910 nt
Organism: Diaporthe batatas
Lineage: Eukaryota; Fungi; Ascomycota; Sordariomycetes; Diaporthales; Diaporthaceae
Product: GTPase-activating protein SEC23
Exons: 5
Coding region: 242-2569 (775 amino acids)
Biological process (GO): intracellular protein transport; endoplasmic reticulum to Golgi vesicle-mediated transport; COPII-coated vesicle cargo loading
Cellular component (GO): COPII vesicle coat; endoplasmic reticulum exit site
Molecular function (GO): GTPase activator activity; zinc ion binding
Source: RefSeq, a predicted model, not a curated record